Molecule: messenger RNA, 1328 nt
Organism: Mytilus trossulus (common blue mussel)
Lineage: Eukaryota; Metazoa; Mollusca; Bivalvia; Mytilida; Mytilidae
Exons: 2
Coding region: 94-1032 (312 amino acids)
Source: RefSeq, a predicted model, not a curated record
AAAAAUGAAGCACCUGAUACAACAUUCACAAUUGAGAAAGAUCCCAAGACCGGAAAAUUAGAUUUAGUUAUUACUGAGAGACAGCUCGUGCCAAUGGACCGUAAAUUUCCUACGUCACCUGAAGCCAGUGAACCAUCUCCGUCAAAACAUUCUCCACUGGCUAUGGAGGUGAUACGUUUGCUGGAUUCUGGAAUUCGGGACAAUGAAAUUGAUAUAAUAGAUCCUCAUACUGGUAAGGUAUUAGGUAAACUGUCUCAUCAGAAGACAUCAUCUGGUACAGAUCAAACUUCUCAAUAUCCAGAGAGAAAUCUUCCAGGACCAAGUUAUCCAAUGAAAUUGCCGCUCAAAGAAAGGUAUGAUGCGCGACAAUCGUAUCCAGAAUACAGAAUAGACAAUCAAUUGCAUAACAAAGAUUUUAAAAUUAACCUUGUACCUCAAGUUCAGAAUGAUUUAGGCUCUAAUAAUGCAAUGUCGGUAGGUAGUCAACUGAAUAUGCCUGUCAUUUUGGAUUUUAGUAACGCACUUCCAAACGAAAAUAUUGUUGGUUCUACAAACAGCAACUCUCCAGUGAUACCUCAGAUACCAACAGAUCAACAAAUUUCACGUUCACGUUUACAAUCGUCACAAGGCACCAACAAGAACUCACAGAACUUGGAACGGUCAGUAUCCAGUACUGUAAGUCCGGCUUGGAACGCCAUUAUUAAAUGGGUGCAAGAAAAUGCCAAUCUUUUCAAAACUAUGACAAAUACAGCUAAAAUUAUUUUAUCUAAACACAGUAAGCGGAACAAUCCAAUCAACAGAAAUAAACUUCCAUCCAUCAGAAAGGGGAUUUUGUCGACAGGAUCGAGAGGACGUGCAGGAGAGAACAGACCAGCACAAAAACAAUUUAUCAUGAAACCUUACAAAGUACAUUUACUUUCCUUUAAUAAAUCACCGUCAGGACAACUGAAAGGAGGGGAAAAUAGAGUAUCUGCCACACGAGAAGGACGACCAAACCAUCGUGUAAGAACAUCCCGAAAAGGAGGGUAUUAAAGGAUGGAAUUGCGAGAGAAAAUCAUGAAUUCCAUUGCAAAGAAGACAACACUGUUUCUCGACAAUCACAUAAAUGGUAUCAGGAUUAUAAUACAUUUUUGAACCAUGAUAAAUGGAAGACAAACUUUUCGUUAAUCAAAGUUUAUGAUAUAUUCAAAAGUACCAUUGAAAAUAUAAACUACAAAUAACUCUAGUAACCUUAUUCAAGAAAAGUAUUCUACUACUUACAUAGUGUUCUUUAAUAACUAAAUAUGAUUUUUUUGUUAUUUUUAAAACUGUUGUUUGUAUACAAAAUA